UCGUCCGGCCCGUCCAAGGCCAAGAAGACGAACGCCGGCAUCCGGCGCCCGGAGAAGCCGCCCUACUCGUACAUCGCGCUCAUCGUCAUGGCCAUCCAGAGCUCGCCCAGCAAGCGCCUGACCCUCAGCGAGAUCUACCAGUUCCUGCAGGCGCGCUUCCCCUUCUUCCGCGGCGCCUACCAGGGCUGGAAGAAUUCUGUGCGCCACAAUCUCUCGCUCAACGAGUGCUUCAUCAAACUGCCCAAGGGGCUGGGCCGGCCAGGCAAGGGCCACUACUGGACAAUCGACCCGGCCAGCGAGUUCAUGUUCGAGGAAGGCUCGUUCCGCCGCCGGCCGCGCGGCUUCAGGCGCAAGUGCCAGGCGCUGAAGCCCAUGUACCACCGCGUGGCCUCGCCUUACCUCAAGCAGCCGCCAGCGCUGACGACCAGCAGCAACCCAGCGGCCUCCGCCGGCCUGCACCCCGGUGUGUCGUCUUACUCGCUGGAGCAGAGCUACCUGCACCAGAACGCCCGAGAGGACCUCUCAGUGGGUCUGCCUCGUUACCAGCAUCACUCCACGCCUGUGUGCGACAGAAAGGAUUUUGUCCUCAAUUUCAAUGGCAUUUCUUCUUUCCACCCCUCUGCCAGUGGGUCUUACUAUCACCACCACCACCAGAGCGUGUGUCAGGACAUUAAGCCCUGUGUCAUGUGAGCGAUGGAGACCACCCGGAGGCCAGGCUGCCCUCUCUCCUCUUGGCUGGGGCAGAUAGGCGCUGGGGUGACUGGAUAAUACACUCCCGAACGCAUGGGCAAAGGGACAGCAGUAAGUAGCACCCCCACCGCUUAGCAGAACCCCAGCAUGGCCUUGACCCUGCAUCUGCCACUGGAGGAGGGGAGCCCCCAGCAGGGGAGAGUGGACCCCAACCGAGGAGAAGUAGCCAAGCGUAAAACAUAAACUUAUACCUCUGGGACCUUCGUUGCCUUCUGUAAUCAGGGUCUGAAAAAGGCAGACAAGUCAUGUAUGUGUGUUUUUCUUUAUCUAUGAAAACUUGUGUGCUUUUGAAAAAGGCAGUGUGCAAAGCACAGGAAUUCAAGAAGCCUCAUCAUGCUGCCCAGAUAAGUAGGACAUGGUUCGCCUCAGACACUCCGUUAGGAUACAGGUGCCGCAGAACACUAUGAGGAAACCGCGCAGGCCCAGCAUGUCUAAUUUCAGAAAGCGGUUUUCAGUAUUGGGACAAUAGAGUGUUUUUUACAAGGUUGUUUUCUACCCAUAUUUUAAAAAUAUUUUUAUGAUCUUUGUGUAUACUCACACCUUGCUUGUAUUUUAAAAGGAGGAUAUAUUUGCACUUAUGUAU
Fukomys damarensis (Damara mole-rat) is the source of this 1333-nucleotide messenger RNA. RefSeq names its product forkhead box F2 (gene Foxf2). The record is from RefSeq and is a predicted model, not a curated record. Gene Ontology annotation, biological process: regulation of transcription by RNA polymerase II; animal organ morphogenesis. Gene Ontology annotation, molecular function: DNA-binding transcription factor activity, RNA polymerase II-specific; RNA polymerase II cis-regulatory region sequence-specific DNA binding. The annotation marks the transcript as partial. NCBI's taxonomy places the organism in Eukaryota, Metazoa, Chordata, Mammalia, Rodentia, Bathyergidae. Gene Ontology annotation, cellular component: nucleus. The transcript is spliced from 3 exons.